Messenger RNA from Rhipicephalus sanguineus (brown dog tick), 3124 nucleotides. It is a transcript of the gene HDAC6, whose product is annotated as histone deacetylase 6. Gene Ontology annotation, biological process: chromatin organization. The transcript is spliced from 30 exons. Gene Ontology annotation, molecular function: zinc ion binding; histone deacetylase activity. Lineage: Eukaryota; Metazoa; Arthropoda; Arachnida; Ixodida; Ixodidae. Gene Ontology annotation, cellular component: histone deacetylase complex. Bases 247 to 3114 code for a protein of 955 amino acids. The record is from RefSeq and is a predicted model, not a curated record.
AACGCGUAGGAGAGAGCAUCAACCUGGCGAGCUGCUGCAAGCCCUGCGAAGCCCCCGUCAUGCUGCAACAUCUGUGCGCGUGUUUCGACUCUCGCGUAAAAUGCGCGCCGGCGCGCUAGCAUCCUGAGGCGCUGUUCAGCGUCAUCGCGGCAACGCCUUCGAAUCAGAAACUAACGUUGGCCGAGGCACGCCGUGUGAUUUCCUUCCUUUUUUUCUUUCCCCACGCCUUGGUACUUCCAGUGAAGGAUGGCUGCAGUAUCUGACGAAGGAGGAAGCGGCGAUCAUCAUUCCACCAAGUCGGCGAUGCCCUUGGGCGACGGCACGGGCUUGGUCUACGAUGAGCGCAUGGCAGAGCACCUCAGCCUGUGGGACAGCCGGCACCCGGAGUGUCCAGAACGGCUGACUGCCAGCUACCAGCGCUGUGUUGACUAUGGCUUGGUCGAGCGCUGUGUCCGCAUACCUGCUCGCAAGGCUGAGGAAGCUGAGAUCCUGGCCUCGCACGAGUCGGAACACUUGGAACAACUGAAAAAGACGCACGGAGAAACGGAUGCGGAAGCUCUGGAGGCCCUUUGUGCGCGCUUCGACUCAAUCUACAUUAACUCGAAAACGUAUGAACUCGCAUUGCUCGCUGCGGGCUGUACUAAAGACCUCGUCACAGCUGUUGUCCAGGGCAAGGUGCGGAACGGCAUGGCUCUGGUCCGUCCACCGGGUCACCACGCCAUGCGCAACGAGUACUGCGGCUACUGCUUCUUCAACAAUGUGGCCCUGGCGGCAAAGUACGCGGUUGAUGAGCUCCGGUUGAAAAGGGUUCUCAUUGUGGAUUGGGACGUGCACCAUGGCCAGGCGACUCAGUACGCCUUCUACGACGAUCCGCGGGUUCUCUACUUCUCCGUGCAUCGGUACGAACACGGCGAGUUCUGGCCCGAGUUGCGAGAGUCGGACUUCCCUUAUGUGGGCAGGGGCGCUGGUGCAGGCUACAACAUAAACGUGCCUCUCAAUCAGGUGGGCCUCGGGGACGCCGACUACCUGGCCAUCUGGCACCAGUUGCUCUUGCCCGUGGCGUACGAGUUCCAGCCAGAGUUGGUGCUGGUCUCGGCUGGCUACGACGCAGCCCUUGGAUGCCCGGAGGGUCUGAUGCGAUUGUCACCAGCUGCCUACGCUCACCUACUCCACCCGCUCAUGGCCCUGGCCGGAGGUCGCGUUUGCGUUGUGCUUGAGGGUGGCUACUGCGUAUCGUCUCUGGCCGAAGGCGUGGCGUUGACCCUACGCACACUGUUGGGGGACCCCUGCCCAGGCCUGCCUCAACCGCUUGGCCGUGUCAGCGACAGCGUGACGGAGACAUUGCUGAACUGCGUGUCGGUGCUGCGGUCCCACUGGAAGAGCCUCCAGAUCCAGGGCACCAGUGGCACGAGAAAAGCUGUUGCGGGUUCUACCGAGUACCUGCCGCGGUCCGAGUACCGGGGUCAGCUGGGCGUUCAGCGACCCGAGAAGUUCCCCACGCGCAGCGGCUACUACGAGCACCCGCCCGAGGACAAAGAACGGCUCGAGGAGGAGGUGGCGGCGCUGAGGUCCAAGACCAACCUGGACGUGCCGCCUAACCGAACAGCGCUGGUUUACGACGAGCAUAUGGCUAAACACCGUUGCCUCGACGAAAAGGGCCACCCGGAGCGACCCGAGCGCAUACUGAAGCCUUGGCACGUGAUGGAGAAGCGUGGACUGCUCAACCUUUGCGUCUUGCUUGACUCACGGUCAGCCACCGUGGACGAGUUGCUGAUGGUUCAUGAUAAGAAGUACGUGCAGAAGAUGCGUGGCUGCCAGGAGAUGAAGAACGCCGACCUGAUCAAGCUGCAGGAGAAGUACCCCUCCGUAUACCUCUGCCGUGAUACCUUCUCCAGCGCUCUCCUUGCAGCUGGCUCGUUGCUCCAGCUUGUUGAUGCUGUCUGUAAAAAUAAGUGUCAAAAUGGCAUGGCUCUAAUACGGCCUCCCGGCCACCACGCCGAGCGGGACGAAGCCGGUGGCUUCUGCAUCUUCAACAAUGUGGCCGUUGCGGCGCGGCACGCUAUUGAGACGCACGGACUGCAGCGCAUACUAAUACUGGACUGGGACGUUCACCAUGGCAACGGGACCCAGCACGCCUUCUAUGAUGAUCCCAGGGUGUUGUACCUGUCGAUCCACCGGUACGACAAUGGCUCGUUCUUCCCGUGCCUCCCGGAAGCCGACUUUGGAGCUGUUGGCAACGGUGCCGGCCGGGGAUUCAACAUCAACAUCGCCUGGAAUUCUGAGGGGAUGUCGGACGGUGACUAUCUGACUGCCUUCUUCCAACUGGUGCUGCCCGUCGCCUACGCGUACGAUCCCGAACUAGUCCUGGUGUCCAGCGGCUUCGACAGUUGCGUCGGAGAUCCGCUGGGGUACUGCCGGGUGACCGCCGAAGCGUACGCCCAGCUGACGCACCUGCUGCUACCCUUGGCUCGUGGCCGCGUCAUCCUCGCUCUCGAGGGCGGCUACAACCUCUCCAAGCUCCCUUCGGCAGUCUGCCACUGCGUCAGCGCCCUCCUGGGACUGCGGCCACCUCAGCUGCGACCUGCUGCCCCUUGUCCAAGUGCCGUCCAGUCCAUUAGGCGGACCCUGGGUGCUCACCGGAGCUACUGGCCCUGUCUCCGCUUUUCUGGUUAUGACCUGCCAUCAGAGGAGUGGCUGGCAUCCAACGGCCUCGUUCCUGACGGCGCGCUGUCAUUGGACCUGGCUGCCCUGAGCCUUGAGGACGAAGAGGGGGCACCUUUCUGCAUCCAGCCAGAGACAUGGUGCCCACACCUGGAAGCCCUCCCACCUCUGCCAGAGGCAGGCCUCAGCGAUCCCCGCAGCCCCUGCUUGACGUGCGGGGUGCGACGGGAGGUCUGGACCUGCCUCCACUGCUUCAAAGUGUACUGUAGUCGCUAUGUGAACGGCCACAUGGUGACGCACCAUGACGAAACGCAGCACCCCCUGGUGCUAAGUUACUCGGACCUGUCUGUCUGGUGCUACGACUGCAACUUCUACGUCACGAAUCCCGUCCUCCAAGCUGCCAAGGAAGAUGCCUACCUGAAGAAGUUUGGCAGUGUUGAGUUUGUUGUGUGAUUGCUGGGAC